UCAACAUUACAGAAGAUGCUGUACACCAAGCCAGCUCAUUUGGCCCAAAAUGACCAGCCUUGGAGUCGCCUAAAUGACAGCGCUACUCUGAACAGCUUGAGACGCAACGUACUGUACUACGAUGAGGAGGCUCCAAGGGACAGUUUGGAUUUACACCUCAAAGCCAUGUACGACCAACACGUAGAGUUCUUGAAGAACAAAAAACAGACCCUAUACCAGAGGGAGACUCUUACUGAGGACCAUGGGAGAAUUCUGAAGAACCGGGUGAGAGCAGAACCUCCUGAAGAUGAUGGUGACAGAGAACGGAUGAAAGUUUCGUCCAGCUCCCAGAAGUCAUCCAUUCAUAGCAUCGAAUGCGCAAUAGAGUCUCACCACAACGCCUCCACCAACAGGGGCUACUCCAGGAAACACGACGGCGGCUUCUACUCAACAUAAUUGUGGCUUUCAAAAGCCAGAAUCAGUUUGUCGACCGUGUACGAUCAUGCUUCUGAAUAUUAGUUACAAUAAAUGCUUGUAAGCGAGCACUUGUGUUUGUUCAAAAGUU
Conger conger (European conger) is the source of this 544-nucleotide messenger RNA. RefSeq names its product protein CFAP276-like. The transcript has 4 exons. The coding region runs from base 16 to 435 and encodes 139 amino acids. The record is from RefSeq and is a predicted model, not a curated record. Lineage: Eukaryota; Metazoa; Chordata; Actinopteri; Anguilliformes; Congridae.